AUGUCGUCAUACGGCUACGCACCGCCCCCGCCUCCUCCCGCCCCGAGUUCGGGACCUAGCUACGGGCAGAAUCCCAAUUCUUCAUACAGCCGUGGAGGAGGAAGUAAUGGGCGUGGUCGAGGUGGCCACUAUUCUAACGCGCGCUCCGACUACAAGUCCCAGCAGCAGCCUCACUAUGAACACUCCAGCCAACACUACCCCCAACAACCCCCCGCCUACAGCAGCUACCCUCCCACGCAGCAAUGGUCUCCAGAGCACGGCCAUCCACCUACCCAACAUGCACAUGCACACGCCCACCCCCAAGCCCCGAUUGCAUCUUCAACUUACCAUCCCAGCUACCCUGCCCAGCCCUACACCGCUCCUCAGUAUCCUCAGCAGCCUCCCUACGGCCAGCCUCAGCCUUAUACUCAAGCAUACCCUCCGGCUUCGGUCGGCUCUGCACCCCCGCCGCAUUGGAGUGGCCAAGGGCAUGUCCCUCCUGCGCCAUACGGGGAUAGCAGACCUCGAGGAGGAUAUCAAGGUCGUGGAGGGUCAAAGCAGCCCCCGGCUGUCCGUUAUGAACAUGAACCUCCCGCUGUUCCAGUGAACGGUUAUGCGCAGCCAUACCCUCCUCCCUCUCAGUACUACUACUCUGGUCUUCCACCACCUCCUACACAAUCUUCGCACCGAGACGGACGUCACGGCCAUAACAAUAGCCAUGGGCGUCGUGGCGGUCAAGGUAAUCGAGGCCGAGGCCGAGGAGGACACGGCUCUGGGGACCGAGGGCGCAGCCACCAUAAAUCCAACAACGAUCAUGGGGCUCAUCAUGGCCAGCAAAAGGGCUCGCAGCAAAAGCAAAACCCGCAGUCGAAACAGAACCAGGGCCAGCGUGAGCUACCCAUUGUGGGCAGGAAGAAAAAGAGAAAGACCAACACUCUUGGACUGACGCCUGGGAUGGAGUCUGAGUCUGAGGACGACGAAGGAGAAGAGGAAGCCCUCGUCAAACUUCUCGGACAAGAAAAGUUCCAAGUGGACGACAUUGCCGAAUUUAUUGCUGAACGAAAGCGAAAUUACCCCACCAAAGCUCGGAGAGAGGCCAGGAAGGCCGCCGAGGCAGCACAGAAGAAUGAAGAAAAGAGGACAUCACUGGAGAGGCAAGCUGAUAAGUUGAGACGCCAGCUUCGUAAGGUGGAGUCAUCUAUUAAACGAAAGCGAGAACAAGGCGAUGAAGGAGACGAGAUGCGCGACCCGUCAUCUGAUGAGUCGUCGGAUGAUGAGAAGCCAGAGGAGGUCUCCUCCCGGCCCCCGGCUUCCAACUCGGCCCCUGCCCCUGCUGCGCAGCCUGGCAAGAGAGCUGAUGUUACCCGUCACUGCAAGUAUUUCUCAACUGGCGGGACCUGUGGCAAGAAGAGCAAGUGCCGCUUCGUCCAUGACCCUGCUGUUCGCGACGCCGCGAUUAAGGAGCGCGAGGCCAACAACGGGCGCCUGACAAUUCAGCAACGCUUGAUCCUAAACGACAAGGAACAGGAAGACCUGACCAUCCUUGCAUCCAUCCAGUACCUUCGUGAGAAGGGCGUCACGACAAAGGCCGCCGAGGAGGAAAGCCAAAGGAAGACCGUCGCGCCAGUGCUCGUACCUGGUUCUUCCAAAAGCCUCCUACCUGCCGCGCCUCCCUCCUUGCCCGCUCCGCCCAUUAAGAGAGAGCCGGUCGGGCGGAUGCCCAAGGGCUAA
This is a messenger RNA of Clonostachys solani, 1710 nucleotides long. NCBI's taxonomy places the organism in Eukaryota, Fungi, Ascomycota, Sordariomycetes, Hypocreales, Bionectriaceae. The record is from the annotation of a GenBank genome assembly.